This is a messenger RNA of Monopterus albus (swamp eel), 2609 nucleotides long. It is a transcript of the gene rnf34b, whose product is annotated as ring finger protein 34b. Gene Ontology annotation, cellular component: plasma membrane; cytoplasm. Gene Ontology annotation, molecular function: ubiquitin protein ligase activity. Bases 113 to 1342 code for a protein of 409 amino acids. Gene Ontology annotation, biological process: proteasome-mediated ubiquitin-dependent protein catabolic process; protein K48-linked ubiquitination; negative regulation of extrinsic apoptotic signaling pathway via death domain receptors. The transcript has 8 exons. NCBI's taxonomy places the organism in Eukaryota, Metazoa, Chordata, Actinopteri, Synbranchiformes, Synbranchidae. The record is from RefSeq and is a predicted model, not a curated record.
CCACAUACACAGGCAGCUUGUGAGAGGGAAGACGUAAUGGUAUGAUUCCUUGUGUCUUUGCAAUGGUCGUCGUUCUGACAUUACUCGGCAAAUUCCUCUAACCGGAGGUACAAUGAAGGCAGGGGCAUCGUCCAUGUGGGCAUCAUGCUGCGGUCUGCUGAACGAGGUGAUGGGCACAGGCACGGUGCGGGCACAGCAGCCGGGGUUCGGAGCAGGGGCAGGGCCCUUCCGUUUUGCCCCCAGUGCUGGGUACUCUACCUACCCCCCCGCCAGCUCAGGGAGUGCUGGACAGCUGUGUAAGGCCUGUGGACUGGCCUUCUCUGUCUUCAGACGCAAGCACAUCUGCUGUGAUUGUAAGAAGAGUUUCUGCGCCCUGUGUUCAGUGCUGCAGGAGAACUUGCGUUGCUGCAUGACCUGCCACCUGCUGCGCGGCACAGCCUUCCAGCGGCCGCGGCUCAUGCAGCUCAGAGUGAAAGACCUACGCCAGUACCUGCUGCUGCGCAACAUCCCCACCGACACAUGCAGAGAGAAAGAGGACCUGGUGGACCUAGUGCUCUGUCAUCAGGGGCCGAGGGUGACCCCGAGACCAGUGGUGGAAGAGGAGGAGGAGGAAGAAGAAGAGGACGAGGAGGAGGAGGAGGACACACAUGAGGAGGAUGAGGAGGAGGAUGAAGGGGGAGAUGACACAGACAGUCUACACUCACUACCACACUCACACGCCACCACGCCCCCGUCCGCCACACGUUCCACCUCUGAACAGUCAGUUCUCUCCGCCUCUCAGGGAGAUGUGCUCAGUCCAAGUGACAGCUCAGGGACCACCAACCAGGAGCGUGAAGAUACUCCAACACCAUCCCUCUUGAACCUUGAGUCUACUGAAAAUAUCAUAGAGGUCAGUCCGGCGACACAGAGGAGGAUCAGGGCCUCGUUGUCUGAUCUGGACAACGAGGAGGCAAUAGAAAACCUGUCCGUCCGCCAGCUGAAAGAGAUUCUUGCCAGGAACUUUGUCAGUUACUCUGGCUGCUGUGAGAAGUGGGAACUGCUGGAGCGAGUGCAUCGACUCUACAGAGAAAAUGAGCAGAACAGGAAAUCCAUGGAAAAUGUGAGCAUAACUGCAGUUGUUGCAUAUCCUCCACCUCUCUGCAGCAGUGGAGCUGGAGAUGGUGUCAAAGCUCAGCUGGUGGCUGAUGAAAACCUGUGUCGCAUCUGUAUGGACGCCUUCAUCGACUGCGUACUGCUGGAAUGUGGUCACAUGGUAACCUGCACCAAAUGUGGAAAGAGGAUGAGCGAGUGCCCCAUCUGCAGGCAGUAUGUAGUGCGGGCCGUGCACGUCUUCAAAUCUUAAAACUCUGUGUGCGUGCGUGCGUCUGUGUGUGUCAGAGCAAGAACUGCCCGUGGGCGUGCGUGUGGUCCAAGCCCUGAAUUUAUCACUGAGGAUAAACCGCUGCGCAUGACGUCUCACAGGACCUAAUGCUACAGCAGGCAUGAGCAACUUCCCAGUCCUUGAAAAGAGACUGUUGCCUCUGGCCUACCAGUUUGUCCUCUCUCUCUCCCUCUACUUUACUAAUUUAUGUUUCAGCCCCACAUCUCCUCCCUGCUGGACCAUCAUCAGCUGCACUGGGACACUCACUCUUUCUCUCUUUGGUCUUUCACAACACAGGAGAACACCCUGCCACCACUUUCUGGUCUGUUUAGGCUUUACUCACAGUAGAGGAGAGGAGCUGUAGAUUCUUGAAGUGUUGUCAGGUUGUUCUGCGUGGUGAAGAGAAGUAGUGUGAUGAAAAAUAUAAGAUCACAGGGUUAGAGUCACUAUGGUUUACAGAGUCACGCCACAUGACCCCACGUUAUCUCCCUCAGUGUUCUUUAGGAUGUGCAAUAUCAGAAAAAAAGAAACUGUGUUUUUAGAAACUGUUUAUUCAUGAAUCUGAACAUCACACACUCUGAGUCAUCUUGUCUCACACACAGGAGCGUGUGAGGUGCCAAAUGUCAUGCCUUUGAGUGAUAAGUGGGGUUAAAAUUUCACAGUAUGAUGUAUCUCAUAACCAGCAAACUUGGUAUGAUAGUUGACUCUUCUUUAUGUUUUGUAAACUUUAGGAAAUAGAAGUAUGUACCUGUAAACCUUUGAACACUUACUGUGUGGAGGAUGUGACUCCUGUUUCCUUAGAUGUGACUUCUGCUGUGUGAUGAUGGCACAGAGAGUAAAACUCCUGCUUGCUCAAAUCACGUGCUGCACUACAUUCCUGUUACAUCGACUGACCUGUGAAACAGCAGCGUGAGGCCCAUUUCAUAGUCUGUUCUGGUGCUUUCAGCCGCAUUUCAUGCUCUUCUUCAGCAGUUUCCUCAUUUGUAAUGGAGAUGGUUCACAUGACCUAAGGUGGGCAUGUAUGACGUGGAGAUCGUCCGAAUGGCCUCAUCCUUGUAGUGAGGAAGACCAUGAGGUGGAGCUGAAAGAUUCAGAGAAAUAAGUGGUCUGUGAGUUGAGAUGGUGUUUUCAUAACUUCCACCAAGCAAUACCAUUUCAGUUACAAGUCUACCAAGUGUGUUUGAUGAUGUUGUCCAUGUCAAAUCUUAGGUAGGUAACAGGUGCUACUUCCUUUUUACUCACUGUAGCA